This is a messenger RNA of Notechis scutatus (mainland tiger snake), 385 nucleotides long. Lineage: Eukaryota; Metazoa; Chordata; Lepidosauria; Squamata; Elapidae. The record is from RefSeq and is a predicted model, not a curated record.
GUUGGUUUUAAGCCGCUGAGGGUGUUACAGAAACGCAACAAAGCUCUAAAGAAAAUGAAGAAGAUGUUAAAGAAAGGAGAGCUACAACAAACACCGAAAGGUUUUCUCUGUACUGUCACUAGUGUGACGGAUUCGGAGGAAGAGCUGGACAACAACAAGAUCGAAGAACUGAAUCAACCCAUCAAUACCAAGGAUUUUCCCAUUCAGAUCGACUGGAACGCAAGCCUGCCUCCCAACAUCAAAGUUCCAAGGAUUGAUAUUCAUAGCAUCAUUCUUGAUUUUUCAGCGGUAUCGUUUCUUGACGUUUCAGCCAUGAGGAUCGUCGGAGAGACUUUGAGAGAAUUUAUCUGGGUUGAUGUUGAAGUCUAUAUUGUGGGCGCAUAUG